Molecule: messenger RNA, 5863 nt
Organism: Monopterus albus (swamp eel)
Lineage: Eukaryota; Metazoa; Chordata; Actinopteri; Synbranchiformes; Synbranchidae
Gene: plekhg4b
Product: pleckstrin homology domain containing, family G (with RhoGef domain) member 4B
Molecular function (GO): guanyl-nucleotide exchange factor activity
Source: RefSeq, a predicted model, not a curated record
CCACAGCAGGCAGAGAGAGAGAGGAGAGGAACUGCACUAGACUUGUUGAUAUCACAGCAAUGACUUCCAGCACUGACGGAGUGGAUUAUAUAUCGGGUUCUAGUGCCUAGAAUUGAUGACACUUAUUUAUUUAUUGAAGUUUGGGAUUUCCUGGGGCUGUUGAAAUGCUGUCUGUGGGCAAAAUGCGCUCCAGCGCAAAGUGCCAGAGUUGCGACAGCUACCUGAGCAUUAAGGACGCUGAGUCUUUGGACAACUGUAUCCAGAGCAUCUUGUCAGCCCUGUACCGCCCCUUCACUGCCACUGCUGCCACCGUCCUGUGGCAGCUCUUCAGUGUGGUGGAGCGGCAGUACCGUGGAGACGGCCUUCGCUGCUUCAUUGACUUCUUGCUUCCUGCCAAGAGGAUCCUGCAGAUCAUCCAACAAGAAACCUGUGUGAGGUUCAGAGGACUGCUGUUCUAUCAUGAGGGGUGGCCUCUUUGUAUCCACGAGAAAGUCAUCCUGCAGCUUGCCCCCCUGCACAAAGUGCGACUAAAGCAAGGAGACUUCUACCUACAGAUCGUCCCUUUAGGCCACAAGACUGCCAAGCUGGUGAUAAAAUGUUUGUCGGCCAGUGGGAAGGCCAUUGCAGAAAUCCCCAUCGCGGAGAGCAUGUAUGGCAGCAUCUUCACAGCUGAGUUCUUGCAGAAUGUAACGCGUGACCGGAACCUACAGCCAUUACAGAACUGUCUGCUCACCACCGGCACGGCUGUGUACAGGACAUUGUGGAAGAACGUGGUCAACCCACUGUUUGUCAGCAGCACGUCGGACGCCAUUAUGGAACCACACUGCAGCAGAAGUGGCUUUCAUGGCCAUCUCAGCACCUGCAGUACCAAUGGAUCCACAGGGACCCUAGAUAGUCACCGCAGUUCCAGAGAGUCCCUGCACUCCCAGGGAGCUGACUCCAUCUUCUCUGAACCCACCUCACCAGCAGACAGCAGAAACCAUAUGGACCCCAGCAGUGAGAGCAAUAGCAUCAGUGCAGCAGACACUGCUACCGCUGUCAUUAAGAUUGAAAGACCCGCUGAAGAGUGUGGGAUUGGACUGGGAGGUGAGGACAGUAGUGGUAGAGAAAGAGGGCAAGGGUCCAAGAUGCUCUCCUUUAGUACAGACCUCAGUAAUCCAGGCCCUCAGCGUCGCAUCCCUAAAGACUCCGUGGCCUUUGAGAGCAGGAGGCUUUUCAGGAAAUCUUACAUGGAGGCUCUGCAAAACCCCAUGAACUUUGGGUCCAGCUCUGAGUCCAUCUUGGAGGAAAGUCCAGACCACAGUGCUCGCCUAAGAGAGAGAACAGUGACACCAGGCAGCAGCCCUGACACCCGGACCGCUUCCAGGGAACGCUUAUCUCAGAGGUUGGGAAACCGGGGCUGGCUCAGUAGCGAUGACGCCCGGCCCAGCACACCUUUACUUUACUUACAGAGAGGGUUACGGAGCGCAGAAAGACGUGCAGAACAGCGCUCAAAGUCACUGGAGAGGACUAACAAGGGAGCCCAGGUUAAAGGCCACCGGGAACGAUCCUCCUCAGGAGGCUCAGGUAGCAUCUCAACUAAAAAACUAAUGAAUGGCUAUGCCCUUCAUUUUGGGAGGCUCGAUGUAGAGGCGGCUUCUUCUGCCUCUGAGAGGAGAAGCAGCAAAGAGGAGUCAGGAGCACGGGAUGACAUCAGCAGUGAGAGCAGGCGGCGCGGGUAUAGUGUAGAAGAGUCACACAGUCCUAAAGCUGCCAAUGGGACCGCCAUUAGGCUCAAUUCAGUAUCAAGCUCUUUCUCUGAGAGUUACUCAGCUCUCCCCAAGCUGGUGUCAGAGGUCAAUCAGGAGCUGCUCACAUCAGGGGCUGUGAUCUUGCCAGGAAACAGAGAUCGCUGUGGGAGGGCAGUACUGCAGGUGUGCACGAGAGCUCAGGUGUGGGCCAGUGAGAGGUGGACAGUCAAUGACCUCACAGGUUUACUGGGCUACUGCUACUCAAUAAUGCAGAAAGAAAGGCGUGUUCAAGGCCUAACUGUUGUAAUAGACAGCAGGAGGCAGCAACCUGUUCCAGCUCUGUUGUCAUCUCUGUCUGAACUGCAGGCUUUAGUACCAAAUGCCCUUUACUCAGUUCUCUUCCUAGUGGACAAAGAGGCAGCAGCCAAACCUGAGAAAGACAUCAAUGUGCAGACUGAGACACUGUCAUCUCUAAAGGCCUUGCAGAAGCACAUCGACCAAACCCAGCUUACACGUGACCUGGAGGGCACCUUCCAUUAUGACCACAGCCACUGGAUCCACUUUAGACAAAAAAUUGAGCCAUUUGCCAGCAGCUGUAGUGCAGCCAUCGCCUUCCUUCAGGAGUCUAUCAGCACACUAAGCUACAGUGACAACCUGAAGACCUCUAAGGAAGUGUCUGAGGUACUGGAACAGCAGAGGCAUCUCAUGAAGUGCGUGUUAGCUGACACCUGUCUGAACAGACUGCGUCUAGAGGGGGGAACUGUCCUCGCCCGCAUCAGGAAGGAAGAGGCCUGUGAAAAUGAAAACUACAGGGAUGCUGUUGACAUGUUGAAUGCACUGUACAACCAAGUAGAUGAAGAGGUUCAUAAACUUGUGAUCCUGUCCAACAAGUCUCAGCUACAGUUGGAGAGCAUGCUGGAGGUGUGCAAGUUUGAGGAGCAAACCCAGCAGAUCAAACUGUGGUUCAGUGUAGAGGGAGAGAAGCAGCUUGCACCUCUGGAAUCGAUAAAUCUGUCCGGUGCCAAAAUUAAGGAGAUGAAAGAGAGGUUGGACCAAUUUCUAGAGGAGUCGGUGCACCAGCAGAGGCACGGCCUGCAGCUUGUGAAAACGUCUCCAGAGUUGCUUCCAGACUCUGUCCUGCUUGACUUUAAGCAGCACCUGGGCUCCAUCCUAAGCAGAGUAGGGCAGAGGAAAGGCCAGUUAGACAUCCUAAACAACCUGUAUGAGUUUUAUGACUCGGCAAACCUUUGGAUGGACCACUGUCAGGAUUAUUUCCAUCAGCUGAGUAUGGAUGGUACAGGUGUUAAACUUUCACCAUCUGUGGUGCAAAUCCUCCAGGGUUACUACACCGAGGCAUCAAAAUUCUCUAUGGACAACUUCACCACCCUCAAUGACAUGGUGCUCUCGCUGGAGAGUCCUCAGCAGCUGCAGCAGUGGAACGCAGUGUGGCACAAAUGUCAGAAGACCAAACAGCAGUUGGAAGAGACUUUGGCCAGAGCCAUGAUGGUAUCAACAAACCCCACAGCUGUUGAUACAGCAGCUUCUUUAAAGACUGUAGGAAGUCAGGUUGCCUCAGCAGAGAAACAUGGAGCCAGUGCUUGUGUGCUUUUACCAGGGGCGAUUACAUCUUUGACUUUUGAGGACAUUAAGUCUCAUUCUACUGGGCCUUUCUCCAAAAGCCCCUCCAGGUCAGUCUCCUGCUUUUCACACUUCACUUCACCUGAGUGUGACAGCAAACUGAGGCACAGUCCUUCCAUGUUUGACGACACAGACAGCGACUGCACCAUCGACUCGACCAUUUCCUGCCAUUCUGAGCCCGUCUACUCCGGAGAGGCUCCCCCGAUGAAAAAGAUCAUGAAGAAGACCAUGAGCUAUGAGCUGACUCCAAAAGAGAGCGGUCACUUAGACGUCAGUCAUAUUCACUCCUACACAGGUGUGUACAUCAAGGGUUUGGAGGUGUCCGCAGAGAAGAAGCUGCAGAGGCCUGAUGUGAUGAGCCCUGCGUUGGGACGCAGCCGCAGCAUGUCCACACCCUCCAGGAUCCACAACAGACACAGUGACGGAGAUGGCAAGAAACAGAGCAGUAAAGUACAGCACAUCAUGGAUGAGAUGAUCUCCACAGAGAGGGAGUACGUUCGCUCUCUCAGCUACAUCAUCGAGCACUACUUCCCUGAGAUGGAGCGCCUGGACUUGCCUCAGGACCUGCGGGGGAAACGCAGCAUCAUUUUUGGGAACAUGGAGAAACUGUGGGACUUCCACAGUCAGUACUUCUUGAAGGAGUUGGAGUCGUGCGCCCACUCCCCACUCUCCAUCAGUAGUUGUUUUCUCAGACACGAGGAUCAGUUUGGAAUGUAUGCUCUAUACAGCAAGAAUAAGCCCCAGUCCGACUCUCUGCUCAGCAGCCAUGGGAACGAAUUCUUUAAGAAUAAGCAAGUAGAGCUGGGGGACAAAAUGGACCUGGCGUCCUACUUGUUGAAGCCCAUUCAGAGGAUGAGUAAAUAUGCGCUGUUGCUAAAGGACCUGAUCAAGGAGUGCAGUCAGUCCCAGGAGCAGGAGCUGAGUGACCUCCGCACUGCAGAGGAGAUGGUCAAGUUUCAGCUUCGCCAUGGCAACGACCUGCUAGCUAUGGAUGCCAUUCGGGACUGUGAUGUGAACCUGAAAGAGCAGGGUCAGCUUCGCUGCCAGGAUGAGUUCAUAGUGUGGUGUGGACGGAGGAAGUACCUCCGCCACGUCUUCUUGUUUGAAGAUCUCAUCCUCUUCAGCAAAACCAAGAAGAUAGAAGGAGGAUAUGAUAUUUACAUCUAUAAACAGUCUUUCAAGACGGCAGAGAUCGGUAUGACUGAAAAUGUUGGGGACAGUGGCCUGCGCUUUGAGAUUUGGUUCCGUCGGAGGAAGUCACAGGACACAUUCAUACUUCAAGCCAGCUCUGCAGAGGUCAAGACUGUGUGGACAGCCAUUAUCGGCAAGAUCCUGUGGAGGCAGGCGCUCAGAAACAGAGAGUUGCGUAUGCAGGAGAUGGUAUCUAUGGGGAUUGGAAGCAAACCUUUCAUGGACAUCAAGCCUAGUGAUGCAGCUAUCAGCGACAGAGCCAUUGACUACAUCAUGAAGGGGUCAGAGUCUAGGACGAGAGCUUCCAUCGCCGUGCCCUCAUUUGAACAUGUCACAUCAGUCAAGAGACCUCACUCCACCAUCUCCAACAGCAGCACCUCAUCGUCCAGCAGCCAGUCAUCCUCCUCUCUGCUGGGCUCACUCAAUCUCCAUUUCUACACCUCACCCUCUCACCUACACACACAUCCCAACAUUCCCUCUCUUGCCCAGUGGCCCUACAACUGCAUAGAGGAAGACGAACUGGAGCAGGACGCUGGGAGCCGGCCCUCCAUGAUCACUGAGAGCUCAGAGACAUCUUCCCAGUGCACCUCCAGUGACAGUGUAACAGGGCUGAGUACCCUCACUAUACCUGGGCACUCCAGCAUCAUCAUGGACUCCUACAGCAGCAACAACAGCAGCAGCGAGCCCUCCUCCUUCCUUUGCCCCUCCACACUCACCUCCUCAACACCGUCGCUAUUCCAGAAAGAUGAAGACCUCCAAUCUCAAGGCACCAAGUUCAUCACAGCAAGCAAGACCUCUCACAUAGCAGUAGGCCUGUCUACUGUGGUCUGACUCAGAGCUGAGGGGUUUGACCUCAUUGUGAAGUCUCGAACGUGAAUGCUACUUGAUGCCACAGCUUUGCAUAUCAGGACCAGGAGAUGAAAAGCAGAAGAGUCUAGCCUCGGAGCACUAAGGCUAACUCACUGAUGAUACUGCUAAUUGGAAAUAUAUACUGUCCUGAUGGUACAUCAGCGGUCAGUACAUUUGUUUUAAUGAGCUACAUAUGAAUCAGUGUUUAGACUGUCGAUGUUUUUUGUUAUGCAUUUUACAAAAAAGGAGAAAGAAAGUAAAGAUAAGAACAUAGCCGGCAGAUCAAACCAACAAUGUUGUACUGUUACAUUUCUUUUAUUGCCAGCCCUGUGUUGUGACAAGUUUGUACAGAUUAUUAAAAUGUUUAAAACAUGUUGUUUUAUUCAUUUCUUUGCCACAGUCAAACUCAUGUCCACCAGCAGUGUAACAAGAAACAAAAAGUUAAUCUCUGAUAU